AUGGACAUUAGAGUGGUGGAAAUGGGGAAGUUUGGGAUGGAAGAGAGAGGAGGUGUUGCUACCCACUCAGAGCUGACACAAGGACAUUUCAUCCAUCCAAUCCAGUGUGUGCCACCUAACAGGCCUGCAAAAAAAGUCACCAUCUGCCAUUCACCCCAACAAGAUUGCACUCUCUAUAAGAUGGUAUCUAUCAAUGCUGAUUUUGCACUUAACUUGUAUUGGAGGGUCAUCAUGGAGACCCCAGGUCACAACAUCAUCUUUUCCUCCGUGAGCAUUUCUGUAGCUUUAGCCAUGCUUUCCUUUGGAGCCUGCUCCACAACUCAACCACAAAUUCUGGAGGACUUGGGGUUUAACCUCACAGACACCCCCAUGGCAGAAGAGCAGAGCUUUUGAUAUCUGAUCUGUUCACCUAGUUUUCCAAAGAAGGAACGGAUGGGAAAUGCCCUCUUCGUUUGGAAACAGCUGAGACUACUGGCAAGCUUCUUGGAUGAUAUCAAGAGCAUCUAUAAGACUGAAAUCUUUUCUACUGACUUCUCCAAUGUUUCUUCAGCCCAGCAGGAAAUCAACAGUCACGGAGAGAAGCAAACCAAAGGGAAAAUUGUGGGCCUAAUCCAAGACCUGCAACCAAACAGCAUCAUGGUCUUGGUGAAUUAUAUGGAUUUUGAAGCACAGUGGGCAAAUUAUUUUGAUCUAUCCAAGACAGAAGUCAGUGCUAACUUAGUGGACAAGACCACAGUAGUGCCCAUGAUGCACCAGAUAGAACAAUACCACCACCUGGUGGACGGAGAACUGAACUGCACUGUGCUGCAAAUGGACUACAGCAAGAAUGCUCUAGCUCUCCUAAUCCUCCCCAAAGAGGGACAGAGUGGGUGGAAGCAGCCAUGCCACCUAAAAAAACUGAAGAAAUGGAACCGGUUACUGAAGAAUGGGGGUGGGAUGGCUGAGCUAUAUAGUAGCUCUGUCUUCAGAUUCCUGAGGAAUUUCUGUACUGUCUUCCAUGAGGGUGUAUUUCUCACUUUAUCAAGGAUGAAUCUGAUACUUGGGGAUGUUGUUGCCCACAAGGCUGUGUUGCACAUUGAUGAAAAGGGAACCAAAGAUGUGUGUAUUGCUGAAGUCUGAUUUCUGGAUCAGCCCAAAAUGACUCUCCUUCACCCUGUUUGCUGAUUUGAUAGAUCCCUCCUGAUGAUGAUUUUGGAGAAAAACAGCAGUGGCAUUCUCUUUCUAGGGAAAGUUGUGGACCCAACACAAAUUUGGUUGGGAAACAGUUCGUCAGUUUGUCGGUGUAUUUUAAUUGUAAUAAAUAAGCAGUAUAGUCUGAUGUGGACUUAG
Ochotona princeps (American pika) is the source of this 1329-nucleotide messenger RNA. RefSeq names its product serpin family A member 7 (gene SERPINA7). NCBI's taxonomy places the organism in Eukaryota, Metazoa, Chordata, Mammalia, Lagomorpha, Ochotonidae. Gene Ontology annotation, biological process: negative regulation of endopeptidase activity. Gene Ontology annotation, molecular function: serine-type endopeptidase inhibitor activity. The record is from RefSeq and is a predicted model, not a curated record.